CACAACUUUGCAUUUCUAAACCGAAAUAUUUAACCCGCGCUUUUACAGGCAUAUCCUGCGUUCAGCUACACUGAUGUAACACCUACAAGCGUUGGCGCCAACAUUGUUGAUACAUAUUCUACCAACGAAUACCAACGUAUGGAAAAGCAACUGAAAGGCAUGGGGAUGAGCGAUUUGGCUACAUCCCUUAUAUCAGCCGUUUGCAGCAACUUCCAUCUUGUCGAGUUACCUGUGUUAAUGCCGCCUGUACCUCGAACGCUGAAUUCCGAAGGUUCCGUCCUUGACCUAAACGCCAAAGGGAAUGGCCAGUCGCAAGGAGGUUUGGGUCAAAUGUAUGACAAAGCCUACAGCGAAACUAUAGACCCAGCCACUUCUGCCAUACAAAAGGUAACGCAGAGAAUGACUGCCUACCUGAGGAAUAUAGCUGAAACCGACUUAGCAGGAUACCGAAAAGGCGAUAAAUACCUUACUUCUAUUAUUACCAAUGGCUUAACCAAUCUGGCGGCAAAAUCGCAAUUUAUUAACGAAGACACAAAGAUAGAUUUGAUAAAACUGAGCGAGCAAGUGGGCACGGAGUCCAUGGAAUUUCCAACAGAUUCGGCUGUGGAUGUGUCAGCUCUAAUCGAUACUUCUGCUGGGGGUAGAUAUAUCAAUGACUUUGAAUACCAUUAG
This is a messenger RNA of Dreissena polymorpha, 672 nucleotides long. RefSeq lists its product as uncharacterized. The record is from RefSeq and is a predicted model, not a curated record. The transcript has 4 exons. Lineage: Eukaryota; Metazoa; Mollusca; Bivalvia; Myida; Dreissenidae. The coding region runs from base 139 to 672 and encodes 177 amino acids.